AUUAAAUCAACCAUGAUAUCUCAGUGCUUCCUGUUUCUUGCUCUCUGUGGCGUAUCACUUGCCCAUCUUGGAUAUAUGGUCGAGGACAAAUAUCCAGUCUAUGAGCACUAUGCCCCAAAACCCUACAAAUUCGGAUACAGCAUCAAAGACAAACACGGAGAACAACACAGAGAAGAAUCCGGUACUGGAGGACAACACGUUGUCGGUAGCUACGGAUUCACCGAUGCCCGAGGAAUCAAAAGACAAGUGAACUACGUCGCUGACAAAGCCGGAUUCAGAGCCAAGGUCCAGACCAACGAACCAGGCACCGCCAACCAGAACCCAGCCGCAGUACUCAUCGCCUCCGAUGCUCCAUAUGUUGGUGGUGAAGGAUACCUGGGCGUACCAGCAGCAACUGCAGGAUACGGUCUUGGAUACGGAUAUGGUGGCGUUGGUGCAGGAGAUCUUGCAUAUGGUGGAGCUUAUGGUGGAUAUGGCGGAGCUUAUAACGGAUAUGGAGGCCCUUAUGUCGGAUAUGGAGGACUCGGCUUAGGAGGUUUAGGAUACGCAAGAUACGGAUAUUAAUGAUUAGAUAAUUAA
Molecule: messenger RNA, 579 nt
Organism: Parasteatoda tepidariorum (common house spider)
Lineage: Eukaryota; Metazoa; Arthropoda; Arachnida; Araneae; Theridiidae
Cellular component (GO): chitin-based extracellular matrix
Molecular function (GO): structural constituent of chitin-based larval cuticle
Source: RefSeq, a predicted model, not a curated record